AUGGAGAAUACUCUUGUAAUAAAUUUAUUAGGUAAACGAUUUCCAAUCCCAUCACAGUUAGUUUUUCGAUAUCCACACACUUUACUUGGUAAUCAAGAAUUGCUGGCGAGAUAUUAUCGUACUGAUCGAAAUGAUUAUUAUUUCGAACGAAAUUCACUAUUAUUUCCGUAUAUUUUCACGUAUUAUACAUUAGACAAAAAAAUCUUCUGUCCACGCCAUAUUCCGUUGGAAUUGAUAAGGAAAGAAUGCGAGUUUUUUCAAUUGUCUCACUCGAAAAUCUAUCGUGAACUGACUCGCCUAGAAACCUAUCAAUAUUUUCCACGAAAUCUUCGCCGAACGUAUGAUUCCUUCCUAGAAAUUGUUCCUUUCGUCUCUGGUCUAGCAUUUCUACUGACUACGAGUAUGGAACGUCUAGAUAAUUUAUCUUCAUAUUCAUCCUGGUCAUUUAUCUAUUUCAUGGAACUGUUUAGCACGUUAUUUUUAUCGAGUACAGUGGUUUAUCAAAUGAUCUUUCUUGAAGAAGUUUUCCAAAGAAAAUCGUUUUUCAUUGAUCUCUUUUCCGUAAUAAUGAGUAUUGCUUCCAUUACAUUACAGACUGUCAUAACUAUUACUACUCAACGUUGGAUGUAUAUUAUCAUGCUCAUAUGCAGAAUCUUCCGUUUAAGUAUUGUCAUUGUUCAUUUACAAAUAUUGAGAUUGAUCGGUCAAACAUUUAUCCAAAAAUUCGAGACGAUUUCUAUCUUAGUUUUCCUCAAUUUGAUUCUUAUCAGUUCAUUUAGUGAAAUAGCAUUUGCAUUUGAACGACGGCAAGUCGAAGAUCAGAUGAAUCAUGCAACGAUGAAAACGCAUUUUGAUGCUUUUUGGUGGGCAACGUCUCUUAGUUUUUCUAUCGGUUUCGGGCACACAGACGCGCAUUCAACAUUGACAACGAUCGGAAGAUUUUGUAGUUAUAUGUUGACAUUCUUCGGUCUACUCUUCAAUGGUCUCAUCUUACAAGAAUUAAUUAAAGGAUUUCUAAAACUGUAUCGAGACGACAGACGAGAUCAAUGGAUUGAAUAA
This is a messenger RNA of Adineta ricciae, 1059 nucleotides long. The record is from the annotation of a GenBank genome assembly. Lineage: Eukaryota; Metazoa; Rotifera; Eurotatoria; Adinetida; Adinetidae.